UGUAACAUCAGUCUCAUAUUUACGUUAGUAGAGUGAACAACGAGUGGUUUUAGUGAUGAGUCAUAUGUACGGUUUUUCAACAGCCCCUCAGAUGGCAGACGAAUAUCAACAAUCAGCAUCACCGAACAACGAGGGCCAUAUCAAAAGGCCGAUGAACGCUUUCAUGGUUUGGUCUCGUAUUCAACGAAGAAAAAUAGCAUUGGACAAUCCGAAAAUGCACAAUUCUGAAAUAUCUAAACGUUUAGGAGCUGAAUGGAAAUUACUAUCAGAAUCAGACAAAAGACCUUUCAUCGAUGAAGCUAAACGGUUAAGAGCACUUCAUAUGAAAGAACAUCCUGACUAUAAAUACAGACCAAGGAGGAAACCAAAGGGACCGUUGAUGAGUGGAAUUAAAGCUCCAAUGGGAAGUUUCCCGAUGCACCAACUGUAUCCGUUUCCACCAAUGGACUCACUCAAUUCUCCGUACCCAUACUUCAAUCCAGCCUUCGAUAUCUCCAGAAUGCCUAUAAAGUCAGAGGAACAACAUAUGUCCCAACCUGCUGUAGUGACUACUCUUCAUUCCUCCUUGCACAACUCACUGUAUUCUUCUUUGUACCAACAACCAAAGUCGUUUGCACCAGCUCCGAUGAGCAUGUUCUCUUCAAUUCCAACCACACCAAUGAUGUAUUCAGCGUCAUCGAGUCCCGCUUCCAGUCCAGCGAGCUCAGAUCUGGAAAUUAGAAGGCCAUUACCUGUUUCGGUGAUGUAUUAGUGAUAAAAGACAUUUUGUUAAAUUUUGUUGAAGUUAUAGGACAUUUUUUUAACUAAUUGUUUAGUUGUUUUUUAUUUAUGCGUAAAUAUGUUUCUGUGAUUAUAUAUGUAUGACGACUGAUUUUUGUACAUAUAUUCUGUAGGAAAAUAUCACUUGCAUUGUAUUCACACAUGGACAUUUUUUAUAGAGGUUUUAAUUUAUUCUUAUGUAUAUAGCAAAAUAAAUCAUAGUUAUACAAUG
Messenger RNA from Diabrotica virgifera virgifera (western corn rootworm), 991 nucleotides. Its product is annotated as SOX domain-containing protein dichaete-like. The transcript has a single exon. NCBI's taxonomy places the organism in Eukaryota, Metazoa, Arthropoda, Insecta, Coleoptera, Chrysomelidae. Gene Ontology annotation, molecular function: RNA polymerase II cis-regulatory region sequence-specific DNA binding; DNA-binding transcription factor activity, RNA polymerase II-specific. The coding region runs from base 56 to 751 and encodes 231 amino acids. The record is from RefSeq and is a predicted model, not a curated record. Gene Ontology annotation, biological process: anatomical structure morphogenesis; cell differentiation; regulation of DNA-templated transcription.